Beta vulgaris subsp. vulgaris (sugar beet) is the source of this 1155-nucleotide messenger RNA. RefSeq lists its product as uncharacterized. Lineage: Eukaryota; Viridiplantae; Streptophyta; Magnoliopsida; Caryophyllales; Amaranthaceae. The transcript is spliced from 2 exons. Bases 1 to 1155 code for a protein of 384 amino acids. The record is from RefSeq and is a predicted model, not a curated record.
AUGCCGGCCUCUAGCUCCGAAAGGGAGGAAUCCACUGGGCGAAUUCCGGCCGAAGGGGAACGAGAGACCCAAAGCGCUCGUCCUGCCAAUCAAACUCCUUCUCCUGAGCAUGCCGAGGAGGAACCAGAAAUCAGGGGCUCCCCAGAAGCCAGCCCGUCCAUGCACAGGACGAUCUCAGAUGAGCCGAGGACGACUAGCUCCUCUAACCCCACUAGUGGCUCAGAGGAGCCGUCAACCACUUCGUCUGAAAUAAGACGGCGGCUAGGUCCCCUUUCUGACCCUAGGUUUAUCCUGGCCGAUAACACUUGGCUGGGACGAUUAGGCUCGGACCUUAUACCUUUUUCAGUGGCUAUGCCCAUGCCCGGCUACCACUUUGUCCUUCCCGGCCGAGAGGACACUAUUUUCAGUGCUCCUCCCGGCCACUUUGCAGUUUAUCGGUUGGCAUUAGAUGCCGGCCUGCGCUUUCCCCUUCACCCUUUCAUCAGCCAACUUCUUCAUUACUACGGCAUAGGACAUAAUCAGCUUGCCCCUAACUCUUGGCAAAACAUCCUUACCUUUCUGGCCGUCUGCAACUUAAAGGGAAAGGACCCUUCUCUGGCCGCUUUUACCCAUAUUCACUAUGUUGCCAAGGUCCCUAGGACCAUUGAAGGAAGCUGGCUGAGCGUGUGCAAUCGUCAAGGAUUCUUGACGUCUUGGGAUAAGACUUCCAAGAUGCACUCAUGGAAGGGCGAGUUCCUCUUUGUCCAGGCGCCCAGCAAAGCGGUGGCAAACCGCCUUCGGUAUUUUAGCCGGUCAACCACAAACACUGGACGGAUGGCCUCAUAUCUGGAACUGGAGAGUAACUCUGCCGAAGAGAUGGUGGAGUACUUCCGGAUUUCGGAAUAUACUAUGGAAGAUGUUUCUUUCAAGGGUCCGUCCAAUUGGAUUCCCUUUAAGGAAAUGUUUUACCAUGAUAACUUCCUAGUCGCUGCCGGCUUGCGGCAGGACGAGGACAGAGAUUCAGCCAGGAGCAAACUAAGGAAGUCUUGGAUAGGAGACAUGAGCUCAUCCAGAUUUGCGGACACUCUAUGGAAGGAGUACAAUAAAUCAGGUGCCGAAAAGAGGGCCGACACUCUGGUAAGAUAUUGUAUAUAUAUAUUUAUUUUUUUUUUUUGA